GUUUGGGAUGGCUACCGGCGGCCCGGAGCCUGGGCCGUCGGAGAGCUCGCGGAGUUGUGACUUAAGCCUUCAUGGCUUUUCGGAACAACCGUGGUCUGUGUUUGCGGCAGCCCUGGGCCGAGAUCACCCGAUAAGUGAUGAUAAAUCCGAAUGCCUCAACAAGUCUUACGUGCAUAGAUUUGAUUGCGAUUAUAUGGGUCUCUUUGGGUUCUUUCCUAACCGAGAAGAUUUUUUAACUGUUGUCUGUGAUGAAUGUAAACAUUAUUUAAUACCACAUAGAGUCAAGCAACAUUUGUUGAUUUAUCAUAAGAAGGAUUCAACAGCUACUAAACCUAUUCAAAAUGAUCUGUUCAUUAAGCACAAAGAACAUGAGCAUAAUGCAUCCAAAAGGUUCAGAAAUUCAAUCCUGAUAUUCACUGUGGCGUGGUAUCGGAGGAGGAUUCAAAGCCUUGCAUGCAUUCUUUGA
Messenger RNA from Ctenocephalides felis (cat flea), 466 nucleotides. RefSeq lists its product as uncharacterized. Bases 8 to 466 code for a protein of 152 amino acids. NCBI's taxonomy places the organism in Eukaryota, Metazoa, Arthropoda, Insecta, Siphonaptera, Pulicidae. The record is from RefSeq and is a predicted model, not a curated record. The transcript has 2 exons.